Messenger RNA from Anopheles maculipalpis, 3343 nucleotides. RefSeq lists its product as uncharacterized. The record is from RefSeq and is a predicted model, not a curated record. Gene Ontology annotation, cellular component: cytoplasm; plasma membrane. The transcript has 7 exons. NCBI's taxonomy places the organism in Eukaryota, Metazoa, Arthropoda, Insecta, Diptera, Culicidae. The coding region runs from base 26 to 3343 and encodes 1105 amino acids. Gene Ontology annotation, molecular function: protein binding.
UAUCAUAUGUGUGGCCGGCGUGAAGAUGAUGAAAAGAAACUACGAUGUGCAGCACGUGGCCGCGGCCACCAUGGCCAGCAAGCACGGCAAAUCGUCGUCCAAUCUGCUGGACAAGCUGACGAAGCGCUACUCGGGCGUGAUCGGUACGCGCUUCCUGCGGAAAACGCCCGGCCGGAAGGGUGGCGUCGCGGAACCACUGUCCGAUAGCUACGACAUGUGCGGGAACCGGUCGGAUGACUUCCGGCCCGAGAUCGGUGCACCGGUGCUUAUCUCCAAGACGAUGAAGUUUGACUUCGAUACGGACUCGUCGGUGGAACAGCUACCGCUACCGAGCGUGCCAACGAUGGAGCAUCGGGUACGGUCGGUCGCGACACCGUCUACCUCGGAAGAUAGUGAAAACGAUGUGUUUGUCGAUGCGAACAGUUCGCUGCCCAACUUUGGUGAGAUCAAGUUUACGUUCCUGCCGGAAAGCAACAACAACUGUCGAAGCUUUCAGGACGAGAAUGUACGGCAGAGUGGUGGUGGACUGCUGGAGAAGAAUCGUUCCAAGUCAGCCCACAACCUACACCUACAUCACAACCAGAGUGGCGAGAUGCGGCUCUCACUUGCGAAAGCACCAUCUUUAAAUAUGUCCGCCAGUCCGGCGAACGGUGCCAUCACGCUGUCCGUACCGAACAGUCCUGCGGUGGAGAGUAUAUACGAUUUUCCACGCAGCACGCGAUCGGACGGCAUCCGGAAGCCGCACGGUGAGUCAACGUAUGAUCUGACACGCUCGCAUCACGUCUUGAACGAGAUCAGUCUAUCGCUCGUAAGCGACGAUAGUCAUCUGUACCAAAACCUGCCAAGUCCUGGCGACGCUCGGUACGAUGUACCACCGGCCGGAUGUCGACGUGAUUCGUCCUCUUCGAACAACUCCACGCAGGAGGAGGAGUUUGAUCUAAAGUCGGCCAGCUUCCAAAGUCUGACGGAUGCUGGACCCGGUGCCAAUCAGCUCGCCGUUUCGAUGGACGAGCUGGACGAAUUGACGCGCCAAAUCAAUCAGUCCACGGUGGGGCUAGGGUCACCGCUUCCGGACAACGAUGAGUACUGCGAGCAUCGGAAGCAGCUGCAUCCAUCCGAGCGUCGCCUGACGCUCAUGAAGAAUCGCAGCGUGUCCGGGAAGCACUUGAUCGACUUUGACCGGCGGAAGGCUAAGAUUACGAAGAAGUGGAGCGGCUUCAAGAGCUGGAUCGGUGAGGAGCAAGGUCGCAUCCGGGAGGUGAUGCAAAAACAUGCCGCCAUGCAGCGGGUUGGCCUAGAGCCGGCCGGGGGUGGCAGUGCUAGUAGUAGGGUGAAGCGCACCAGCAGUGAUCUUACUACGAGCGAUCAAGAUUCUCAUCAGGAGGUGCAAGGUACGAUCGUAACGACGCCCGAAUCGAGCGUAGUGCAACGGGAGCGUACGUUGUCGUCGGAGGACCGGGAAGGUGCACGGACAAUGCACCGGAAGAGUGCCAACGCAGAGAUACUAGAGGGACAAAAUGGCUUUGAAGAAGUACGCCGAUUCGUCAAGCAGGGCGGUGACUUUGGAAAGGAUCUGGUCGCAAUACUGCACGAGCGGACCGAGAUUGAACAGCUGUACGCCAAAUCGCUCUCAAAGAUUGCCAACAAACUGAACAAAGCCUGCCGCGAUCUACCGGGCACGAUAGCCGACUCGUGGCGAUCCGUAUCGACCGAGCUGGAGGGACGGAGCGAGGUACACCGACAGUUCUCCAACUCGCUGGCGGAGGAAGUUGUGAAACCGCUGAAAGCAGUGAUCGAGAAUCAACACAAGGCACGCAAAACGAUCGAAACCAACGUGGACAAAUCGGCUCGCAUCCUGGCAGAAUGGAGGACGGCGGAGAUAAAGGCGAAGAAAAAUUCACAUGCAGCGGCACGGGAGAAUGAAAAGCUACAGGAUGCAAUGCUCGAUGUGAAACUUCAACGAACUCCCUCAAUCGGACUGCUGCACAAGACCACCGACAAGGAGGUGAAAGUGUCGGAAAAAGAUAGCAACAAGCUCGAGGGCAAAAGAAAGAAGGCUGAAGAAGCGGUUAAGAAGGCGGACGUAGAAUAUUACACCCUCUGCAUUCGAGCGGAAAGGGCCCGAGUCGACUGGGAAAUGUCCGUACUGCGUGGUUCCUCUAUGCUGCAAACGCUCGAAAGUCAACGAUUGGCACAGUUUAAAACGUACGUCACCGAUUACCUCAAACUGUCGGCCGAGAUGAGCCCACUGUUGACGAAAACGAUCGACCGGCUCAGUCCGCAGGUCGCCAUGUGCAGCGUGGCCAAAGAUCUGGACGUCCUUAAGAACAUCCGACGAGCGACGGAAGGACCAAGCGAACAGCUGCUGCCCGAUUUCUACUGUGAACACACCACCCUGGCCAUGAACCGCGAACGAAGAAAACAAUCGCUCGUGAAGUUGCUGCAGCUGAUCCGCCAAGAUCUGGACCGCGAGCGACGAUCGCGCAACGGACUGAAAGGAUUCUCCCAGACGCUGGACAAAAACGGCGAAAGCAAUCAGAAUAUUGCCGAUAAGCUCUAUCAUAUACGGUCGAUGCUCACAUACCUGGAAGGUGCGCGUUAUAAGCUACAAUCAGCGUUACUAGAACUUGAUCACAAGCCUCGCUCCAGUCAUCCUCUUGCACAACAUAUUCAGAUCACCCGCGAUCGUACCGGCUUACAGACAAGCGUGUUAAAGGUCCCCUUGUGGCUAAAGCAUGAACAGGACGAUCCAGAGGGUAAUCUAGAAUCUGCAACCACCAACGGCCAAACUACAGUUCUCAGUUCAGACGACAGUUCCGAUCAAGGAUGUUUGGAUAUUAAAAACGAUACGCUCAUCAAACACAUUGUGCACAAAUACGCUCGGAACGGGUGCAAUGGAGACGAAGGACAUUACACGACAGGCAAGGCUGGUAAGUCAGCUCUUCAGGACGAUCAUCACGGUCCGGCCUGGGAUCGAGGCGUUGCCGAUGGAGUCUCCAAUCAACCCGAUUCCGAUUUUGAUGAAUUUUCUUCCCAAGAUGAAGACGAAGAACGGUGCUCGGUAGCACCGAAGCAGCUACUAGAAAACGGUCACCACACUACGGCACUAACAAACGGUGGUCCAACAAACAUUGACCACCCGGACGGUAUCGCCAACCAGCCAGUCAUACUUGGACGCUGCCGGGCACUAUUUAACUACACACCAAAGCUUUAUGACGAGCUGGAACUGCAGCCCGGCGACAUACUCGAGGUGCACAUUAAGCAGGAGGACGGCUGGUGGCUCGGUGCACUCCGCGGACAGAUUGGCAUCUUUCCGGCAACGUAUGUUGAGGAAAUACCGUGA